CUUCCGCUUCUACUGCAGCUCCCGCUUCAGAAGAUCCAUCGCGCCGGCGCUUCGCUUCCUCGGAGAGAGGGGGCGGUGGCCGGUGGGCAACGAGGCGUUUCCGCGCGUGUGGGUGUAUUUGACGCCGCCCUCCUCCGACUCGUAGUUGGUAUUGCGCUGUCGAAUUGGAAACCGACAGAAUUUCGUGAAUCUCGCUGCCAUAUAUGCCACGCAAUGCCAGAAUUAGAUCGGUUCGACGUAUCAUCUGGUGCUGAAGUUCCAGAGUCGUCGGAGAUCGAGCAGCCAGUUGAAACGACCGUGAGCAGCAGAAUCAUGGCCCCGGACCAGAGCGACGACGUCGGCGGCGGGGUGGAUCGCAUCAGCGGCCUCCCCGACGACAUCCUCCGCUGCAUCCUCGUCGGGCUCCCGUCCACCGCCGACGCCGCGCGCACCAGCGUCCUCUCCCGCCGCUGGCGCCACGUCUGGGCCCACCUGCCCGAGCUCGCCCUCCGCUACGGCAACCGCGUGGACCGGCUCCGCGCGCACGAGCUCAUCGACGCCGCCAUGGGCGCGUACUCCGCGCCGACCGUCCGCCGCCUGGAGAUCGCGACGCCCUUCGGCUCGCGCGACGUCACCGCGGAGCGCGCCUCGUCGUGGCUGCGGUUCGCCUCGCGGCGCCUUGCGGGUCGGCUCAAGCUCUCGCUGCCCCACCCCGACCUAGCGCCGGACAAGGAGGGGAAGAUCCUGCUCCCCGUCUGCGAGCGGGUCACGGCGAUCGACAUGGAGUACGUGGGCCGCGCCCUGCGGUUCCAGCCGCUCCCCGCCGGCGGCUCGGCGUUCGCGGCGCUGGCCACACUGAGGAUCACGGACGCCCGCGUGGACGGCCGCGAGCUGGAACACGUCCUGUCCUCACGCUGCCCACGCUUGAAGGAGGUCGUCCUGGAGUGGGUCAGCUUCAGCCUGCGGGACGGAGACGACGAUGCGGCUGCUGUCCUCUCCAUCCGCUCCGGCUCGCUUCAGCGGCUCCAGAUGGCCAGCGGCCGCGAACUCGGCGGCGUGCUCCGGGUUGACACGCCAGAGCUCCGGGUGUUGACACUACGGCGCAUCUCCUGCAACGACGCUUACAUCGCUGCCCCAAAGCUUUCGGAGCUGUACUGGUUCCCGCUGUUCUACGUUCCGAGCCGUCACCGUUUUGCGGAGGCCGGACGCCAUCUACGGCGGAUGGAGGUCACCACGGGCUCUCCAUCCAUGGCGCUGAUGAACCGGUUCAACAUCGUCGACGAACUAAAAGUGACUCUCUCCGUACCACAGGGCGCACGCCAGUACGAGAAGCUCCUGGAGGACACGAAUAGACUUUCCAAGUGUGAGGUUUUGGUGCUGAAAUUUGAGGCGGUAAAGCAUGACUUGAAGCCAAUAAUGGUGCAUCUUCUCCAGCAAUGUGCUGGCAUAAGAGAGCUUGUGGUGGAAUUCCCUUUCAAGAUGGCACGUGCAUAUCUAAACAACAAUUCAAUUUCUAUUAGAUGUCCAUUGGAUUACUUAAUUUGUUGUUCUACAACGGCAAGUCGGAAAGACAUGAAACCAUGCCACACAAAUACCGUUCAUCAAACAAGAGCAUGCUUGUAUACAUCUAUUGGUUAAAAAAUCAUGAGUUCUUAGAUAGAUUGUCUAACACACGAGGCGAGCUCUAGCAUACGGUUCCUGAUGAAUCGAAUGCUGCACAUCUAGUAGGUUGUCUAAUGCUCCAGUAUACUGUAUUUGUUAACUAUAAAUUGCAUCAUCUUUGUUGUUUUCAGGGUGAUUAUCCUUGCAAGCUAUCGCGGUGCCCCUGCAAGCGGCUGGAGAAUACCAAGACAGACCGCAUCGUGCUGCAUUCACUCGAAGAAGUACGAGUAAAGGGUGGCGGAGAAGCAGACCACAAAGCUGAACUCGUGAGGAUGUUGUGCGAAUGCCAUGCGGCGUUCAAGAAAAAGGUCUCCUUCUCCGUACGAGGAGGCGCUCACACGCGCGGGAAGAUCCGCAGCUUUGUUCCUCCAGAUGAUAGAUAUGAUAUCACUGUGUGGGAAUGAGUGAUUGAAAUCACUGUAUCAGGGUGUGUUUGGUUAUGAUCCUGGAUGGAGUGGUUCAA
Molecule: messenger RNA, 2104 nt
Organism: Setaria italica (foxtail millet)
Lineage: Eukaryota; Viridiplantae; Streptophyta; Magnoliopsida; Poales; Poaceae
Product: putative FBD-associated F-box protein At5g56440
Exons: 2
Coding region: 214-1617 (467 amino acids)
Molecular function (GO): protein binding
Source: RefSeq, a predicted model, not a curated record